AUGCUGGGUUAUAAUAACUCUUCAGAUUUUCAGAAGAUCGGCCUAGGUUUGCUUGCUUUUGGAGUGGGUUUUCUUUGUCUUGGUGUUCUAUUUUUCUUCGACGGUGCUCUAUUGGCUCUAGGUAAUGUUCUUUUCUUAGGCGGAAUAGGAUGUCUUAUUGGAUUGCAGAAGGCUUGCACAUUCUUUUUUCGCCGUACGAGUUUGAAAGGAGCAGUUUUCUUCUUCGGGGGCAUAUCCGUUGUCCUCUUUGGCUUCCCUUUCAUAGGAAUGCUGUUGGAAAUUUAUGGAAUGAUAAAUUUAUUCAGUAAAUUUAUCCCAGUGGCAAUCAAAUUUUUGUAUGGUGUUCCUGUAAUCGGUUGGAUCUUAUGGCUUCCCGGGAUUAACGGAGUAAGUCUACGUUUAGAACUUCGGAAUAUGAUGUGUACUUAA
Messenger RNA from Schistosoma mattheei, 429 nucleotides. Lineage: Eukaryota; Metazoa; Platyhelminthes; Trematoda; Strigeidida; Schistosomatidae. The record is from the annotation of a GenBank genome assembly.